AUGCAAGGGACUAAAAUUAAGCUAAAAAGGGAAGUUGGGACGAAGAAAUCCUCAUUUGAAGACACUCUGCGUCGCGAUGAGAAACAAAAUAGCAAUGGUCGAAUUCCAAUGAAGAUUUUGAGGGCAAUUGGGAAGGUCGCGUAUGAGUUAGAUUUGUCUGUGAGUUGGGUUUCAAUUCAUCCUGUGUUCCACUUGUCCAUGCUGAAAUAUGUGGGUGAUCCCUCUUUGAUAGUGCCUAUCAAGGAUGUUGGUGUUACAGAAUCAUUGUCUUAUAAGGAAGUUUUAGUUGCGAUAUUGGAUAGGCAAGUUCGUAUAUUGAGGACCAAGGAUGUAACCUCAGUGAAGGUUUUUGGGAGAAAUCAAAAAAUGGAAGAAGCUACAUGGGAAGCUGAAGAAGAUAUGAAAGUACCUGUUCUUGUUCCCCGGGUUGGAUGA
Capsicum annuum is the source of this 435-nucleotide messenger RNA. RefSeq lists its product as uncharacterized. Lineage: Eukaryota; Viridiplantae; Streptophyta; Magnoliopsida; Solanales; Solanaceae. The record is from RefSeq and is a predicted model, not a curated record. The transcript has 2 exons. Bases 1 to 435 code for a protein of 144 amino acids.